This is a messenger RNA of Chrysoperla carnea, 376 nucleotides long. Its product is annotated as adult-specific cuticular protein ACP-20-like. Gene Ontology annotation, cellular component: extracellular matrix. The record is from RefSeq and is a predicted model, not a curated record. NCBI's taxonomy places the organism in Eukaryota, Metazoa, Arthropoda, Insecta, Neuroptera, Chrysopidae. The transcript is spliced from 3 exons. The coding region runs from base 8 to 340 and encodes 110 amino acids.
AUUUAUAAUGAAUAUGGUUACGAAAACACUAUUGUUGUGCAUUGUUGGCGUUGUGUAUGCAUCACAUGGCAGUGAAGAACAUGUGGAUUAUUUUGCUCCAGCGCACUAUAAUUUUGAUUACGCUGUAAAAGAUCCACACACUGGUGAUCAUAAGGCCCAAUGGGAAAAACGUCAUGGAGACCAUGUAGAAGGUGAAUACACAGUACAUGAUGCUGAUGGUACUGUACGUGUUGUUCACUAUGUGGCUGAUCCACAUAAGGGUUUUAAUGCUGAAGUAAAGCGUGUUGGUCAUGCUCAACAUCCACAACAUUAUAAAACUUUCGACGAUGGCCAUCAUUAGACCCAUUUUGAAUUGUACGAGUGCAUUUUGCACCAA